AUGGAUUCUCUGAAUAAUCUCUCGGAUGUCUUCCAAGAGGCUACUCGAACGAAGAAUGAAAUCGACGAUCUACUGAGUCGGAUGGGAGAGGCAGGUUUAAACUCCUCCUCCUCCUCCUCUUCCCAACGGUCUAGUCGGUCUGCCGAAAGUGAAGUUGCGAUGCAACAGCGUUUGGCUAUGUUGAUGCAACAGCUGGUGAAGCUGACCAACCGAUUGGAGGAACUGUCCAAGGGGCCACAAGGGACUCCAAUGUGGCGGAAGAGGGCAGGGAGGAUGCGAGACGAUCUCGACAGCAUCAAAGUCACCACCGACCGGCUCUUGAGUCACAUCUUCCGUACGCGUCAACGGGAGAAACUUUUUGGGGGUAAAAGUUCAUCGGAGAGGAACGAGGCUGAUGAAUCGGCGGAGUCCCAAUUACUACGAGAGCGGCAAGCCCUUCAAAGCAGUGCUGGCAUGCUAGAGGGGAUCUUGGGUCAAGGGACGGCCACUUUGGGGAAGAUGUCGCAGCAGAACGCCGUGUUGAAGACAACUCGUCGUAAGAUGUAUGAUGUCCUCAAUGCCGUUGGCCUGUCAUCGACUUUGAGUACGAGUAUCGAUAGGAGGCAGAGGGUCGAUGCUUGGAUAGUGCGAGGAGGGAUGGUUUUCGUUCUCGUCCUGUUUUUCCUACUUUAUUAUUUUUUCCGGGCAUCUGCACGAAAGUGAAGUCCCCCCCGCUCCUUUACCGAUACAUUUACUGCUGCCAUUACUUCUAUUA
Perkinsus marinus ATCC 50983 is the source of this 754-nucleotide messenger RNA. RefSeq lists its product as hypothetical. Gene Ontology annotation, cellular component: Golgi apparatus; SNARE complex; Golgi membrane. The transcript is spliced from 5 exons. Gene Ontology annotation, biological process: endoplasmic reticulum to Golgi vesicle-mediated transport; vesicle fusion. The record is from RefSeq and is a predicted model, not a curated record. The coding region runs from base 1 to 702 and encodes 233 amino acids. NCBI's taxonomy places the organism in Eukaryota, Perkinsozoa, Perkinsida, Perkinsidae. Gene Ontology annotation, molecular function: SNAP receptor activity.